Messenger RNA from Neolamprologus brichardi, 1850 nucleotides. The record is from RefSeq and is a predicted model, not a curated record. Lineage: Eukaryota; Metazoa; Chordata; Actinopteri; Cichliformes; Cichlidae.
CUACUUUUUAUCCACUAACAAGUGAAACAAAUACAACUUUGACUAAAAGUAUGUGAACUCUUUUAUGUCUGUGUUUAUUAUUUAGCUUCUUCCCGAUUAGCCAUGGGUAAGCGUCAUCAUUAGGCGACUGUCCUAGCAAGCGGCUGGUAAAUUAGCCUCUUCUUCAGACACAGGCGGUAUGUCAAUUCUUCGUUUGUGGUGUUGAUUAAGGUAUUUCGCAACAAUUCGAAUUUAAGUUGUUAAUGUGACAGGCAGUAACGUUGCCUUUAAUUUAAUGUCCAUGUCUUUGUACGUUUAGGUCAGUCACAAUAAGAGCUAGCUUCAAGGUUGCAAUUGAUGAUAAAACAUCAGUGAGUACAAAUAACGAGAAUGGUUUUAUUUAAUAUACAACGUCAUUCAGUCUGCGCGCAUACUAGAACAUACAGUUAAUACCUCUCCGUCAGUCAUGUAACAGUUUGUUUAAUAACUCAGUGUUGAUUUUAGUGGCAUCUAGCGUUGAAUAGGGCUAUUAUAUUUAACUAUAAUUUAAAAAUCUAAAACUACAGUACUGUGCAAGUCUUUUCUUUAUAUUUUGCAAGGAAAAUUGAAAAUCAUUUAUAUAAUAGAAAUAUAGUAUAUAAGGCUAAACCGAGUUUUGCAGGCCUUGAAGGUCAAUAUUUGAUAUGACCACCUUUAUUCUUCAACACAACAACAUCCUGAAGUCUCUUAGUCAGCUUUCUUGCCAUUUUAUUAAGUAGUCUCCAGGAAUAGUUCUCCAGGCGUCUUGAAAGACAUUCAAAUCUCUUUUUUGUUUUGUUUUUUAUUUUCUGUUCACGCACACUGUUUCAGUCAUGUUGAGGUCCAUGCUCUGGAGGCCAAUCCAUGGCAUUUCACAGAGAGCUGUAGACACUCACUGUCAUUGUUCUCUACUGACCUCCUUUGUACAUAGAGUAACAAUGAUUUGUAAAUGAAUUUGCAAAUUUGGAUUCCUCUCCAUUAAGCUCUGCUGCCACUGAUUUUUCAGUCCAGUUCUUGUGUAAUUUGGCAUACCCCAGGCUUCUUGAGACCAUUUUUAAUGUGGCUUCAGUGAACAGUUGAUGGAUCGACUAAUGGGCCAGAUGCAUCUCUCAGGUCCUCUGUCUGGUCUUUCCUGGAUUUUUUUUCCCCUAUUCUUAAGGACGUGACAUUCAGAUUCGGAGCCCCGAUGACUGCCUCCACCCGUACCACUGUGCUGUCGCUGUACAUGCGCGUUUUUCGCAUUGCCCGAACCUGGCAAGCACAGAGUGGUGUUGCGAGUGACACGGAGACAGAGAGGAAGUACAUACUGCAGGAGGCCCGCACUCUGUUCAGACAGAACCAAAAGCUCACAGAACAAGAAUCAAUAAGAAAGUGUAUAGAGGAAUGUGAAGCAAGGAUAGAAAUCGGUCUUCAUUACAGAAACCCAUAUCCAAGAGCUACGUAUCUACCACCCAUGGGACUGGCAACUCAGAAGGGCAGGAAGCUACGAGCACAGCAGCGCCUGAGGAAACAGGCCAAACCAAUUUACUUACAGUCACAUGAUGAGACCUGAUGCUCGACAUCCCCGAUCUUUGUCAAGAGUUUAAGUUACCAAGGAGAGAAAACUAGAGUGCUGUUGCAGUCGAGAUGCUGCAAGCACUCAAUGAUGCAGGAACGCACGUCAUUCAGGAUAAAGCCACUUUUCAUUGUAUUUUCUUUUUCAAAACACAAUCAGGAGUUGUAACUGUAGGUGAAGAGUGUCAGAUUCCUUUCAGCCCAGGAAAGUUCCCACUGUACCACUUUCUAAUGUCAUACAAGUUUGUAUAUUUUAUUUAUUGUUGAGUUUAUUUGAUUAAUAAAAUUGUCUCAAUGUG